Molecule: messenger RNA, 1681 nt
Organism: Polistes dominula (European paper wasp)
Lineage: Eukaryota; Metazoa; Arthropoda; Insecta; Hymenoptera; Vespidae
Gene: Ret
Product: protein kinase receptor Ret oncogene
Biological process (GO): homophilic cell-cell adhesion; multicellular organism development; positive regulation of kinase activity
Cellular component (GO): plasma membrane; signaling receptor complex
Molecular function (GO): transmembrane receptor protein tyrosine kinase activity; calcium ion binding; ATP binding
Source: RefSeq, a predicted model, not a curated record
AUGGUGACAGCACCAAAUGACGUAAUUUUGCUUGUUCAGCCGGAUCCAAAAUGGGAAUUUCCACGUACUCGAUUAACGAUCGAGCAAGUCCUAGGAGAGGGCGAAUUUGGACGAGUUUUACGAGCCAAGGCUAUUGAUAUUGGUGGCUGGCCUGGACCAACCACCGUAGCUGUAAAAACACUAAAAGAAGAUGCCUGUGCUUCCGAACUUGCGGAUCUUCUAUCGGAGUAUCAACUUUUAAAGGAAGCUCAACAUCCUAACGUUAUUCGAUUGCUUGGAGCUUGCACUUCACCAGGUGGUCCAGUUUAUCUCAUCAUUGAAUUCGCUGAAUUUGGUUCAUUAAGGUUGGUACACAGAGAUUUGGCUGCUAGAAACGUUCUAUUGGCAACAGGAAAAGUUUGUAAAAUUUCGGAUUUUGGUUUAACACGUGACGUUUACGAGGACGAUGCUUAUUUGAAAAGAAGCAAAGGUCGAGUACCCGUUAAAUGGAUGGCACCAGAAUCCUUGGCGGAUCACGUUUACACCAGUAAAUCCGACGUUUGGAGUUUUGGCGUACUUCUAUGGGAAUUGGUAACCUUAGGUGCAUCACCUUAUCCAGGUGUAGACGUUCAUAAUCUGUACAAUCUAUUGAAGGCCGGUUAUCGUAUGGAAAAACCAGCUAAUUGUUCUCAACAAUUAUAUAAAUUGAUGGUUUCUUGUUGGCACGAGGAACCUGGUAUGAGACCAUCCUUCAAGGAACUCACCUGUCAUUGGGAACGCAUGUUAGAGGAUGGAGUAGAAUAUUUAGAUCUGAAUCCAAGAACCGUCCAUAAUCAAUCAUACUUUGCUUCUCUUCAUGCUUUAGAUAGUCCAACCAGUUCUGGUGACCAAGGUAUAGAAGAAGCUAAAGUAAAUAUUCUAAGGACAGAUACGGUCAACUAUCUCAGCAAACCAUCUUCAGAACCUGUGACGAAAUCCGACAAAGUAAACAAACUUCAUGCAUUUUGGCAAGAACCAAUAGGUUCUUUUCCAACUAAUGAAGCAAUUAAAUCACCCUACGUUAAUGAUCGGCCACCAAGCUUGAACAUCAAUCAUUACGAAAGUCCAAUUAAAUUAAGAAAUACCAGUGUCACAAGUAACAGCGAAAAUGAUCUUAAAACUCCGACAAAUGAACGGCCGCAAUCUUACAUAGACAUGCAAGGAAAGAAAGCAAAAGAAACUGAAGAUUUAUUGGUCUUUGGUAGUUUAGAAAGCAAAGAAGACAACGAUAGUACUAAUUGAAGAUAUUUAAUAAACACUUCGAGAGAAUUGUCAAGAGAAUUUUGACAAAGUUCUUUUUUUUUUCAAUCGAUCAAAAUGGAUCGAUCAAUGAUAUUCGACGAUGAUGAAUGAUGAAGAGGUCGAUGAAAUAUGAUUAAAAAAAAAAAUAAAACAAAGAUAAAGACAAGAAAAGAGAGAGAGAGAGAGAGAGAGAGUCGUAAAUCGUAGUUACGAUUGUUAUACCAAAAGAUAAAUAGAAGAUUUAGAUUUCAAUAUUUUUGUGUGUAUAAAGUAUUUUUUUUCUUUUUUUCUUGUAAUUAAGCGAGACGUCAAACUCUUUUCGUACUAUUACUAUUACUAUUAUUAUAAUUAUUACGAUUAACUAUUACUAUUGCUAUUACUACUACUACUACUAUUACUACAUACACGGUGAUUCUCGAUU